AGAUUCGUGAUUCUUCCAAUUUUGUCAGCUCUCCAACGAAACAGCAUUUCCAGUAUUAAGCUCCAUGUCAACACGUCCAAUGGAGCACUCGUAGGCUCUUCGCUGCGUAAAUCCCUAAUGACUCGCCAUAAUCUGGAUAUCCACGUAUCUUGGCUUCUAUCGCAGAGCGACUCACAAAUUGCUGAAACCUGCGCCCACAACAGAACUCAUGUUCCCCAACGACUCGAUUCUUUUCAUAAGGAACCACAAAAAGAUUAUAAUGAAGAACAGAGCUCUACCCUCACAAGCUCUGUACCAACCAAUCCAAAUGAUUUAAUUGCUAUAAGUCAACAUUCUAGAAAUAUGAGUUCUUUUGGGUCUAAAUCAAUGGGUAAACUCACAUCUGCUUUAAAAACAUCUCGACCAAGCCUCAUCACUGGACAAAUAACCACCUCUGUAUCUAAAUUGCUUCCAAAGCCAACCCCUAAUAAAGAAUCAGCAACAUGCCCAAAAGAUCCCAACAAAGAUCUUCCUUUUACUAAAAUUAACCGUCAAAAUUUACCGGCCGGCAACAAAUCACGUCGAGCACCUUUAAGCCCUAGGCCGACCUCCGAUCAGAGACAAGAAGUUUGUCAUAAAAACGUCGAAUCUGUUGACCUGACGAGUGAAAAUGAAGAGGAUUUAUUGAUGCUGUUUAAUGGUCCAGAUUUUAUACCUAUUGAACAACAGACUAGCUCGUAUAGUUUCGACAAAACUCCUGACCCAAAAGCAUUUUACCAGAAAUCCGAGAAGGAAAAGAAUAACCACACCGUAAAUAGCGGGUUCCCUCUAGUGCUGCAUAAGAAAAUUGCACAAAACUCUUUUGUUAAGCAAGAUGAGUUUGUUGACGUCGAUGAGGUUUUAACAUUCCAAAAAACAAAUAUAUCAUCGGAUGAAACUCAGACACAUGCCUCGCAGUCUCUACAUGACGAUAAGGAUUUACCAUCUGAAAAAAUAGCACCAGUUGAAACACCAAUACCCCAGAUCUAUGGCAAAUCCGAAGUAAGUCUUCAGAAUCAGGCCAUGUCGGCGCCUAAAACUCCGAAAGCCCCUCCUAUUAAUACAAAAAUACAAGCUUCACUCUCAUCUAAUCCUAAAACCCAGUCUAUCGAUGGAGGUCCCGAAGUUACGGCCGCUGUCCAGGUUGCCGCGUCACCUUCUAGACAGAAAAUUAUCUUCGACACUACAAAUUCUCAGGUAAGACAGGAAUCAAAUGAGUACUGGAAACAAAUUGUCAUAAAUGACUCAGACGAUGAUGAGCUACUGCCUGAUCUAGAAAGAGUUUUUAGCUCUUCGAUUCACAACUCAGCGGAAAACAGUCCGCAAGAAGCUGGCCCAUAUCCAAGCUCCAAAGUAACUGGUAUCAACGAAGUUAGUCAAAUUGUCAAAACGAAAGGUUCAAUGAGUUCUACGACCUCAGCUAAACCUACAGAUCCCCACCCAAGAAUACCACAAAAUUUUGCUGAAAAGCCAGAAGUUUCUCUCUCGCCUCUCUCCCUUGAAAAAAAACCAAAUCUACAGGAGUCUCUAAUAGAAGAAUCUAGUCAGCUUCAAACACCACCAUCCUCACUUUUUAUGGAGGAUAAGAAACUUGUAAACCUAUAUCUAAAGUACCCAUCUUCUAUUGAAUUAUUUCGUGAGCGUGCUUCAAAUUCACUCGCUCAAAACUCAAUCGCCUCAAUGGCAUACAUUGAUGCUGAUGAACCCGCCCCGCUACAUCUAAAAGAUGAGCGCCGAAAAUUACUCGGUAAUCUUAAAUCAUACGCUGAGUUAGAGACCUUGCAUAUAAAACAUCAGUCCCUCAUAGAUGAGAAAAAGACCCUUGUCCGCAGAGUGAUGGAGCUCCUCGACAGCAAUAUGGACACUAGCUCUCAGGAGGAACGACAAUCAGCUAUUUCUCAAGAUGUCAAGACCAUAGAGCACCAGCUUGCUAAAUUGUUACAUUCUUCUGGUGCAGUUAAUGACGGAUUUGGCUCUGAGAAUAACGACAACACUUUCCUCAAAAACCUACACCCAGUAGCAAAUACUAUAGAAGAUGUUAUUCCUAAGAAGCUCGCACGUAGUGCCACAGAAAAACUCCAAGCAGAUGUAAAUUCACAGUUUCUCACGAAACAAAAGGAUUUAAUCAGAUCUAAUAAUACUUCACGCGAGCUAUCACCUUUUCAAAAAUCUCCUCACACCUAUAGCUGUCUCCCGACACGCUCUCAUUUACUUACAUAUUCCGUGUCACCAUCUCCAGCAAGUCACACUUUCGAAUCUACCUCUAAUAUGCAGCGGCUUACCAGUAAAAAACCAGAAUAUAAUCUCCUUAACAGUCAGUCAAGAGAAUUUCAUAAUUCUCACCAUGAUACCAAACUUUUUGAAGAAGAUGAGGAUAUUUCUGCAACACUUUUAAACGAGGCUCAGAGGACUGAUGAAGAGCAGGAUGAGGUAGAAUUUUACGGUGAUGAAAGUUUUGGAGACAGUGAAUAUGAUGAAGACAUGCUAUUCAUUGCUCAACAAGUCGAAAAUCAGGAUCCAACCUCACACACGAAAAAUAGUAUCAAACAGCAGCCUAUAUCUGGCGAGUCUAGGCAUUUAAAUGAGGGCUUGAAACUAAACUGCCCUAGUAACCAGAAGAAUAUGUACUCUCCCGUAGAAAACCAAGCUCUUCUUUUCAGGUAUCCAUGGUCAAAGGAUGUCAAAAAAAUGCUCAAAGAGCGCUUUAAGCUAAAAGGGUUUCGGCAUCACCAGCUAGAGGCUAUCAAUGCGACUCUAAACGGAGAGGAUGCUUUCAUCCUAAUGCCUACCGGCGGAGGGAAGUCUCUCUGCUAUCAACUGCCCGCGGUAGUACAAUCUGGAAAAACCAAAGGAGUCACCAUAGUAGUUUCACCACUUCUCAGUCUUAUGCAUGAUCAAGUCGAACAUUUGAGGAAAAAUUACAUUCAAGCUGCCACAAUAAAUGGAGAUACGGACAGUAGUGAGCGACGAGAGAUAAUGAACAACCUCCGACAGCAGCAUCCUGAGCAACAUAUUCAGCUUCUUUAUGUCACUCCUGAAAUGGUCAGUCAAAGCGGUCAAAUGGGAGAUAUUCUAUCAAGCCUUAAUCAAAGGUCAAAGCUGGCUAGAUUUGUCAUAGACGAAGCACAUUGUGUAAGUCAAUGGGGUCAUGACUUUAGAAAGGAAUAUAUUGCUCUCAGCAGACUGCGUAAAGAUUUUCCUUCGGUUCCAAUCAUGGCUUUGACAGCUACUGCGACAGAAAAUGUUAAAAAUGACGUUAUCAACAAUCUUGGCAUGGGUAAACCUCCUAUCUUUAGUCAGAGCUUUAAUCGACCAAAUCUCUACUAUGAGGUACGACCAAAAAGCGGACGGAAAAUGCCAGAACUUUUAAAAGAAAUAGCAGAUUUGGUGACUCGUAAGUAUAGAGGACAAACUGGAAUAAUUUACACGCUCUCCCGUAAGGGGUGUGAGGAUAUGGCUAAAAAACUCUCCAAGGAAUUCAAUAUCAGUGUUCAUCACUAUCAUGCUGGCAUGAAAUCUGAAGAGAAGACUAAAGUACAACGUGAUUGGCAAAGUGGAAAGCUUCAAGUUGUAGUUGCAACCAUCGCCUUUGGAAUGGGCAUUGAUAAACCAGAUGUUCGGUUUGUCAUUCACUACACCAUUCCAAAAAGCCUGGAAGGGUAUUAUCAGGAAACAGGUCGCGCUGGCAGAGAUGGUAAAAAGUCUGGAUGCUACCUAUAUUAUAGCUGGGGCGACACUGUGAUGCUAAGAAAAUUCAUUUUUGAAAGUGACACUAAAAAUGACCAAAAAAGUACUGAUCAGAAAGAAAGAGAAUGGACUAUGCUUCAGACUAUGAUCGGAUAUUGUGAUAAUCGAGCGGAUUGUCGGAGAAUGCAGGUUCUCCGAUAUUUCGGAGAAACAUUCUUGAAAAAUAACUGUCGGCAUUCCUGUGACAACUGUAGCUCGGGAAUUCUCUAUGAAAGUAAAAAUUUCACUAAUUGCUCCAAAUUUGCCAUGGGAAUUGUGCGGCAUCUGAAAAGCCACAAAGCAACCGUUCUCAACUGUGUAGAGCUACUACAGGGUAAGAAAACGAAAAGUCUUUCAAAAUUCAAUGCCGAAAAUUUUGAAGAGUUUGGAUCAUGCAAGGAAAUCUCCCGAGGUGAUCUCGAGCGUGUCAUGUAUCGUCUUAUUUUAGAGAAUGCCCUUGUGGAAGAAAGUGUCGUCAAUGUCGGAAACUUUACCAGUCAAUAUAUUAGGCUUGGUCCAAAUAGCCGCGACUUCAUGACCGGACGUAGGAAAGUGCACCUAGAUGUUCCGGUGGAAUUAGGAAAGUAUUCAACGACUGACUCAGCAUCUAAAUAUCCUACCUCGACUAUUCUAACGUCACCAAUACCACAUACCAUAUCGAAAAGACAAACGAAGCAAUCAUCCUGUGUCUCUGAGGCAAAACGGCGUAGAUGUACACCCAAAGCAGAUUUUGGGACUAUUGUAGAGCCGGCGUCAAGUCGAAUCUGUAGGCUACCAAAAUCCAUGCUAGGUCCUCCUAUCACUAUAGAUCAACAACUAGCUCAGCUUCCUGACAUUCAUCGAGAUUUAGUUUAUAGUUUUGUUGAACAGGCAAAGGUUGUCGAAGAAAGACUUCGGAAUAAGACAGGAGUAAGAAAGCCAUUUUUCUCCGAAGCCAAUUUUCGAGAAAUGGCUAUAGCAUGGCCCAUGACACUAGAGGAUAUGAAAGAAAUGACUGGAAUCAAUAUUGAAAGGGUGGAAAGCUAUGGCGAAUAUUUCAUUCCGUUGGUGAAACACUUUUACAACUCCUACAACGAAAUGAUGGGAUCCAAAAUGCAUGAAAAAGAAGGAGACAUGGAUAGGAAUCAUCAAAAUGUGGUCAUUGUCUCAGAUGACGAUGAUGAUGAUCAUGAGUCUAUCUUAGAUGAAGAACAAGAAAUUGCUGUCCAAACUGCCGAAAGGUCACAUCACUUCUAUCAUCCUACGCAGAACGAACGAGGUACUCAGAGAGAUUUUCGAUCCGGCAGGGGCAGGGGCAGGGGCAGAGUUAGCAAAAAAUCUGUGUCGCGGAAGAGCAACCGGGCUGCCACUGGACUUCUGAAUGCAGGUAUUGUCAAAAGAGGAAAGCCAAAGAGUAUCCGAAGCGCAGGAACCAGCGGAUCAACUUUAUCUCGGAGAUAUAUGUAUGGCGGAGGUCACAAUGGCACAAGUAGUGGCAUUGGAAUGAUGCCGACAUGA
Molecule: messenger RNA, 5241 nt
Organism: Blumeria graminis f. sp. triticale
Lineage: Eukaryota; Fungi; Ascomycota; Leotiomycetes; Helotiales; Erysiphaceae
Source: the annotation of a GenBank genome assembly